Poecilia latipinna (sailfin molly) is the source of this 3565-nucleotide messenger RNA. Its product is annotated as inter-alpha-trypsin inhibitor heavy chain H3-like. Bases 49 to 2811 code for a protein of 920 amino acids. Gene Ontology annotation, biological process: hyaluronan metabolic process. The record is from RefSeq and is a predicted model, not a curated record. The transcript is spliced from 22 exons. Gene Ontology annotation, molecular function: serine-type endopeptidase inhibitor activity. NCBI's taxonomy places the organism in Eukaryota, Metazoa, Chordata, Actinopteri, Cyprinodontiformes, Poeciliidae.
CCCUCCCCUCAGCUCUGAAGCGAGUCAGUGUUUGUUGGGAGUUUGGUCAUGUCUGGUCCGUUGGGUGUCCGGCUGCUGCUGCUGCUGCUGUGGGGCUGCGGCUGCCUCUGGCUCGCCAACCCAACAUCUGGAGCGCUGGUCAUCUUCGAGGACGAUGAGGCUCCGGAGGAAAUGACGGGAGCCACCAAAGUGCUUCAGAAACGAAGUACAAACGAGGCAAUGGUGGAAGUGCUCAGCGUGACGGUGGACUGCACCGUGACGAACCGCUUCGCCCACACCGUCAUGACCUCGGUGGCCCUGAACAAAGCCAACACGUCAAAGGAAAUGUUUUUCGACGUGGAGCUCCCAAAGUCUGCCUUCAUCACAAAUUUCAGCAUGGAAAUUGAAGGGAAGGUGUACGUUGGAAAUGUGAAGGAGAAGGAGAAAGCUAAGAAACAAUAUGAGAAAGCCGUUUCGUCCGGACAGACGGCGGGACUGGUCAAGGCUUCUGGGAGGAAGAUGGAGAAGUUUUCUGUGUCGGUCAACAUUGCAGCUGAAAGCAACGUGACUUUCAUCCUGACCUACGAGGAGCUCCUUCAGAGAAAACUCGGCCAGUAUGAGAUUCUGAUCCGAGUCAAACCCAAAAGUCUGGUCGAGCAGUUCCAGAUUUCGACCAACAUCUAUGAGCCUCAGGGCCUGUCUCACGUUGAUGCCCACGCCACUUUCCUCUCCAACGAGCUGCUCCCCCUAGUGGAGAAAACAGUCCUGGAAAAGAAGGCUCACAUCUCCUUCUCUCCAACCGUGGAGCAGCAGAGGAAGUGUCCAGGCUGCGACGGGACGCUGAUAGACGGCGAUUUCAUCAUCAAGUAUGACGUGAACAGACAGGAGAGCAUCGGGGACAUUCAGAUUGUGAACGGCUACUUUGUGCACUUCUUUGCGCCCCCUGACCUGCCCAGGGUGCCUAAGAAUGUGGUGUUUGUUAUCGACAGGAGCGGGUCGAUGAGCGGCACAAAGAUGGCGCAGACCCGAGAUGCACUGGUGGCCAUUUUGGAGGACCUCCAUGAAGACGACCACUUCGCUCUCAUCCAGUUCGACUCCGCCAUUCUGUCUUGGAAGGAGUCUCUCACCAAAGCGACCAAAGAAAACGUGGCCGAAGCAAAGAACUACGCCAGGUCAAUCCGAGACAAUGGAGCUACUGAUAUUAACCAGGCAGUGCUGGAUGGAGUAGAAAUGCUGAAGAGAGACAGACAGGCGAACCGGCUCCCUGAGAGAAGCGUCGACAUGAUCAUCUUACUGACUGAUGGAAUGCCAAACUCUGGCGUGUCUGACAUCCGAAAGAUCCAGGAGAACGUGCGUUCUGCCGUUGGGGGAAACAUGUCUCUGUUCUGUCUCGGAUUCGGAAACGACGUGGACUACAACUUCCUGGAUGUGAUGAGCAAAGAGAACAAAGGACUGGCUCGCAGGAUCUUUGAAGCUUCGGACGCAACUCUGCAGCUCCAGGAUUUCUAUGAAGAAGUGGCCAGCCCGCUGCUGUUAGAGGUGGACCUGGUAUAUCCAGACAAUGCAGUCGACUACGUGACCACCUCUCACUUCCCUCAGUUGUUCAACGGCUCGGAGAUUGUGGUGGCGGGUCGGUUGACGGACAACGACCUGGACAACUUCCUGGUGGAAGUCCUUGGCCAAGGCUUUGAAGAUAACUACAAAGUGCAAGGCCAGGCCAGUGUUUUUGACUGGAACGUGAUGUACCCGGAUGAGACUUACAUCUUUGGAGAUUUCACCGAGCGUCUGUGGGCUUACCUCACCAUCCAACAGCUCCUGGAGAAAAGUAAGACUGGUACAGCGGAUGAAAAGGCCAAUGCCUCAGCCAAGGCCCUGGAAAUGUCUCUGCAGUACAGCUUUGUCACUCCUCUCACCUCCAUGGUGGUGACCAAGCCCGAAACAGAAGACGGCACAGACAGCCCUCUCAUUGCGGACAAACUGACUGAAGAGCAAAGACAGCAAGCAGAACGACUGAGACCAAUAGCAUACUCACGAGGUGCAUCGCAUUUCAUCCCUGCCCCAGUACAGUAUGCACCUUCUCCAGUGUAUUUGGUGGAUGGAGAUCCCCACUUCAUUAUAGAGCUUCCUGGGAGAAACGACUCUCUGUGCUUCAACAUCAACAACGCACCGGGAACCAUUUUCAAUCUGGUCCGUGAUCCAGAAGCAGGUGUUUUUGUCAACGGUCAGAUCAUAGGAGACAAGAAGAUUCCUCCUGAUGGGAAAAUUAACACCUAUUUUUGGCGUUUCGGCAUCGUCCACCAGACUUUGGGCGUCAGUCUGCUGGUGACCACUCAGUAUAUCUCAGUUUCGCAGGACGGUAAAGACGCCAAGCUGCUGUGGACGGAUACAGGCUCUCUCAAAGGACCCAACGUGGAUGUUGUGGUCACUAAAGAUGGCAGCCUGACUGUAACGCUAAAGGACUCCGUUAAGUUUGUGAUCCUGCUCCACAAAGUGUGGAAGAAGCACCCCUACCACCGGGACUACCUGGGUUUCUACACCCUGGACACCCACCUGCUGUCCCCUUCUGUUCAUGGCUUGCUAGGCCAGUUUUACCACGGGAUUGAGUACGAGGUGACAGAUUUACGUCCCGGGGAAUCUCCAGAGAAACCAGACGCCACCAUGUUUGCAAAAGGACACCAGCUGAACGUGACCAGAGGCUGGCAGAGAGACUUCAGAAGAGACGUGAAGAACGGCGAGAAUGUUCCCUGCUGGUUCAUCCACAACAACGGAUCGGGCCUCAUCGACGGAGCGGCGGCAGACUACGCUGUGUCGAGCCUUUUCACUACGGUCUGAAAACAAGCAGCGUGUUCAUGUGCGCUACUAAAUGCGAUCAAAAUCAAGUUUAUUAAAACAAUGAGGAAAUUCGGCUUGACACUCUUACAGAAAACAGAACUGUCUUUUUUUUUCUUUUUUUCUUUUUUUUUUCCAAUAUUGUGGCAAAUUUCCAGGAUUAAGAAGAACUUUGUUAAAAACACUGCUGGGUUAAAAAUGAACCCAGUUUGGGUGACUUCCCCUGUUGUGGACAAUUUCAGUACUUUAAACUGAAUGAAUUGUAGACUUUGUUUUUUAUUCUGCUGUUAAAAUAAUCAGAUUAGUAAACCAGACAACAACGAAAAAUGUUAAGAUAACAGGUUCAUAAUGUGCAUUAUGGGUCAGUUUUUCUCUUUGUUAACCCCAUUUUAUGUCUACAUGUUGCCAUAUCAUCAUUACCUACAAAGUCCAUUUUGUAAACGAAAACAAAGCAUGUCACACCCGUGUCUUUUAUCAUGGCGUAUCGGUUUAUUUCUGGUAUUCCUGAUGACUUACGGAAAUAAUCACACAGAUUCUCAGAUCUCACAGAUAAUUUCAUUGUGUUGUUUUACAUUUUCUAGAGAAUUUAUACAACUACACCACAUUUCCAUUUUCUGUGGUUUGAUCCUCACAUCUGGCGUUUAAUGAAAGAUUAUGACCCUCGAUUAAACCAAAAUAACUGAUCGCAUUAUGGCGAGGGCGGGAUGCAUGGAUGACAUGUUUUUGUUUAAAAUAAAUCACUACACUACAAUAAAAC